GACAGAGGCAAGGAGGGAGGGAGGAACUGUUUGCACACACAAGUACAGACGUUCAGACAGAUUUUGCAGUUCAGAUUCAGAUUUGAUCUGUGUUUCCUUGGUUUAUUUUCUCUACAGCAAGAUGGGUUUAAGCUUAAAUGAAGACUCCAGCUCUCCGGUCAUCAGAGACCUGAGGAUUGUCCUGCUGGGGAAGACCGGAUCAGGGAAGAGUGCAACAGGGAACACCAUCCUGGGACACCAACCUUUUCCCACAGGCAUGUCUCUGUCUUCUGUGACAAAGACAUGUAAAAAAGGGUUCUGCCACUUUGAUGAAAGAACUGUGAGUGUCGUCGACACCCCCGGGAUCUUUGACACGUCGACUGCGGAGGACGAGUUGAAAAGAGAAAUCGAGAGAUGCAUCAUGCUGUCUGUGCCAGGACCCCACGUAUUCCUGCUGGUGAUCAGACUGGAUGCACGGUUCACAGAGGAGGAGAAGAACGCCAUCAAGUGGAUCAAGGACAACUUUGGUGAGGAAGCCUCUAAGUACACGCUUGUGCUUUUCACGAGGGGAGAUGAGCUCGAGAAGUCAAUUGAGAGUUAUUUAGUACAAAACUCUGAAGUCACGGAGCUCAUCAGGUGCCGCACAGCUGGGUACGUCGUGUUUGACAAUAAACGCAUGGAAAAUCGCACCCAGGUGGCUGAUCUGUUUGAAAAGAUAGAUAAGAUAGUGCAGUCCAAUGGUGGCCAUUAUACCAGCAGCAUAUACCAAGAGGCCCAGAGGAAAAUGAAUUCAGAUGAAUGGUGGAGCAAAUGUGGAGACCAUUUGAACAAUGCAAGUAAUCAGUUGCUUGUAGCAGCAACAGUCACAGCUGUAGCUCGUGGUCCACCAGCUCUGUCCGUGGGCUCACUAUUCAUGUUCGCUGGUGCAGGGAUUUCUAAAGCCAUCGGGUGGUGGAUGAAACCUAAACCUAAAGAACCUAAAGAAAAAGAGAGCUAAGUCAUGCCAAGCCAAACUUCUGAAGUUUGCUUUUUCAUACACUACAUGAUUGAAAAUCCAUAUUUGAUUUUUAUUGUCAAGAUUUUAUUGCACAUCUUCAUUUCUCAACAUUAAUUCAUAAGCUUUGAACAAUAAAUGAACAUAUUUUGACAAAUCUGUAAAUGCUGAUGCUGUACACUGUUAUCCUGAAUAUCAUUUUGUGUGGAGAACACUGGUAAUUUUUUUGUUUGCAACAGUAGAAUAAAGCAAUGUGACGACAAUCU
Chelmon rostratus (copperband butterflyfish) is the source of this 1239-nucleotide messenger RNA. Its product is annotated as GTPase IMAP family member 9-like. Gene Ontology annotation, molecular function: GTP binding. The transcript is spliced from 2 exons. Lineage: Eukaryota; Metazoa; Chordata; Actinopteri; Chaetodontiformes; Chaetodontidae. Bases 122 to 976 code for a protein of 284 amino acids. The record is from RefSeq and is a predicted model, not a curated record.